AUGAAAGGGCGUGGGAUUGUCUUGGUUGCUGGCAACAGGGACACCUUUGUACGGGCCUUGACGACGGUUCGGCUUUUGAGAAGUCUUUCAUGCUCGCUGCCCGCCGAAGUAUGGCAUCUCAACGAUGAACAGCCUUCCAAAGAUAUGGUUCGAGAUCUGUACAAAGCAGGUGCUGUUACACGCGACCUGGGCGAUCCACAAUUAAUUCGGCCCGUUAUACAAAGGCGAAACGCUGAAAAACAGUUUCAGAUUAAAGCGGCUGCCAUUAUCAACUCCGGAUUUCAGGAAAUCAUCUAUCUGGAUUCAGAUAAUAUCCCCACCCAAGAUCCAUCCUUCCUAUUUCGUACAGCCAAUUAUGAAGCAACUGGUGCCUUGUUUUGGCCGGAUUUUUGGAAAACGCAUGGUGAAAACAAGAUCUUUGAUAUCCUCAAUAUUCCCUGUCAAGAUGAAUGGGAGCAAGAGUCUGGUCAGAUGGUCAUUGAUAAGCGUCGUGCUUGGCUCCCACUACAGUUGGCCUGGUUCAUGCAGCAACACCAUGAAAUCUACUUUCAGUUCCUUAACGGUGAUAAAGAUACCUUUAAAUAUGCGUGGAAGGCUCUGGGAGCUCCUUAUCAUAUGGUGACUCCUUUCCUCGGCAUGGGCGGUAGCAUGGUCAAUGACAUUCAAGGCAAACCUGUGGAACAGCCUUGGCAGCUCAUCAAACGAUACACCAUGAGUCGCGCCAACACAUGGCUCAUGCCGCAAUUCUACAUCUCCGACAAUGGACAAGCGUGCAUGGACUUUAUUCAUCCCGAAGGCGAACCUGAAUGCGUCCUGGAACAGUUUGAUCAAGUCGUGCCUGGCUUGCAGGAGGCUUAUUUUGCCUUUGGCGGCAUUGGUGGAGAAACUCGAUCUUAG
Messenger RNA from Radiomyces spectabilis, 897 nucleotides. RefSeq names its product mannosyltransferase putative-domain-containing protein. Gene Ontology annotation, molecular function: alpha-1,2-mannosyltransferase activity. The transcript has 6 exons. Bases 1 to 897 code for a protein of 298 amino acids. Gene Ontology annotation, biological process: mannan biosynthetic process. Gene Ontology annotation, cellular component: Golgi apparatus. The record is from RefSeq and is a predicted model, not a curated record. Lineage: Eukaryota; Fungi; Mucoromycota; Mucoromycetes; Mucorales; Radiomycetaceae.